AUGACUGGUGGUCCACGGAACUUCUCCUUCAGAGUGCUCACAGAAGGCUUUAGGAAAGAGCAGGGAGUCCCAUCUGAACACCCGCUGCUGGCGGCCAGCGAAAAGGGUCCCCGAUCUGUGUGCCCCCACCACCCACGGGCAUACCGGGAGCAGAGACCCCUUCACAUCUGCGGACCCACUGCUCCCAACGCACACCCCGCUGCCCCACCUUCGGGCUCCUCGGCUGCAACUCCUCAUCCCGCAUGCGCGAGCCCACAGGGACCGGGUCCACGCGGCGCCCACAGACCCAGAGGCCGCCCCCCAUGGUCGAGGGGUGCUGGCAGGGAGGGCUGCGAGUGUGCGUGGGGCCCACCACUCCACGACCGCCUUGGGGCCCCGGCCCAGCGUCCUUACCCUGCGGCCGGUGGCAGCGACCGCGGAGCCGAGGACAGAGCAAGGCUCACUCUCCUCGAGGCUGGAAGAGUCGGGGGCCGCUGGCCAUUGGGCAGGCUGGGGCACGCGGUGAGGGGCUGCGGAUAG
Messenger RNA from Rangifer tarandus platyrhynchus (Svalbard reindeer), 519 nucleotides. The record is from the annotation of a GenBank genome assembly. NCBI's taxonomy places the organism in Eukaryota, Metazoa, Chordata, Mammalia, Artiodactyla, Cervidae.